Molecule: messenger RNA, 3674 nt
Organism: Silurus meridionalis
Lineage: Eukaryota; Metazoa; Chordata; Actinopteri; Siluriformes; Siluridae
Gene: ptgfrnb
Product: prostaglandin F2 receptor inhibitor b
Exons: 9
Coding region: 133-2769 (878 amino acids)
Source: RefSeq, a predicted model, not a curated record
GUGGACGGACUUGUUCCUACGUCAGAUUGCAUCUUACCCAAUACAGGCAGUUUCGAUCAGCACAGGGUAGUUUUGUGUUGUGAAAUAGGAUUACGGAUAUUUUCUUCUUACAGAUAUCGAACAACAGAUGCCAUGUGUGAGAAAGGCGGACGAGUAGCAGGAACCGCGCACCGACAAGACGUGAAAAACCUCCCCUUCCUGAUCACCUUGUGUUUCACCGUAGGUUUAACUGUUGGACGAAAGGUAUCACUUCCAGCAGGCCCUCUGCUCCGAGUGGAGGGUGAAGCACUGUCUUUACGUUGUGAAGUAUCAGAUUAUCAGGGCCCCAAAGAGCAGGAGUUUGACUGGAAAGUAACAAAUGGGUCAAAAACCAUUCAAGUUGUCUCCACUUUCGAAUCCUCGUUUCCAGAUCUGACAUUAAUGGACAGGGUGUUGACUAAUGACAUCAGUGUGAAAAGAAUUGAUGAAAGAACAGUGGAGCUGAGGAUUAAAAAAGCCAGGGUGACUGACAGUGGGAUUUUCACUUGCAGUACGCCAAGUACCGAUUCUGUUAUCACUGGAAACUAUGAGGCAGAUGUGAUGCUGAGAGUAAUUCAUAAUGCACUGGUUGUGGUUACCCAAGAACCAGCCAAAUUAGUCCACGAGGGCAGACAGAUAAAUCUUCUCUGCAACAUCACUCAAGACUACAUUGAAGGAAUUUACCUAUCAGUUACAUGGUCUGUUAAAAAGGAUCAGUCACAAGAGCAGGAUCUCCUUACUUUUGGACCCGAUUCAGGUGUUACUGUUGGAGAGAAUUUUAUCCACCGCUAUGCAGAUGGGGAAAUGCGUCUGCACUUGGAAAAUGCUGGUUCCUACAGCCUUGUGCUUUCUGGAGCAGUGCCUGCAGACCAGGGUAUGUAUUUGUGUACUGCCAAGCAGUGGACCAGAGAGCAGGGCACCUGGAACAGCAUACAGGAAAAGGCAGAGGUCAUAGGUGAAGUGGCUGUUAUCCCAACAGCUAAAUCACUCACUGUACGGGUCCUGGAUAGUACCGUCCUUAACCCAGGAGACAAUCUGAAUCUCACUUGCUUGGUUUCUUCGGAUGACCUUACUGUUUUAGAACUUGAAGUGACAUGGCUGCUGAAUGAGACACAGAUUCUUAGCCACCUUAGUCGAGAUGGAUUGGUGGGAAAAGCUCCAGAAGUAUUCAGCGUUAACCAGGUUGGAGAGGGUAAUUACAGACUGGAGAUCCACAGCGUUGAUGUUUCUGAUAUGGGACUUUACUCAUGUAGGGUUAGGGCAUGGAUACAACAGAGACAGGGAAAAUGGUACCAGUCUGCAGAGAAAACAUCAACCCCUGUACAAGUUGUGAUCCAGCCAGAAGACCCAGCAUUUACCGUGUCUCUUAAUUCUCAAGUAAUAGCCCAUUACUUAGGAGAGCCCACAGAACUUGUGUGUCAAGUGUCCAACAUUUCACAGGUUUGGGGAAAACGACUGAGUGUAUCAUGGUUCUAUUCAUCUGCCUCAUCCAAUGCUAGUGAAAUUGUCACUGGUGUUAUUGCCUCAAUGAAUGAAAAUGGAGCCAUCAUUUCCAGUGAUAAAUACAAGGAUCGCAUUGCUUCAGGUCUCAUUCUAGUGACUCGAAUUGAACCAGCUACUUUCAGGCUUCGCCUGCUCCGCACCACGAAUGCAGAUGCAGGUGAAUAUGUUUGUAGUGUCACAACAUGGACAUUCAAUCGCCAUGGCAUCCGGAAAUAUACAUCAGAAUAUCGAGCUACUGCACUAAAAGUCAGCUUGGACUCCAAGGGCCCUGGCAUCAGUGUGAUCGCCCGCCACAAACGAAAAGCUGAUGUAAUUGGCUCCACUUUUGAAAUGAACUGUUUGGCUAAACUUAAAAGCCUCUGGGAGGGUUUGGCCCUCUCUGUCCAAAUACUGUUCCAGGAUGGUGUAGGUGGACCCAGUCGCACACUUGCAUCACUUAGCCCUGACAUGGUUCUCAAGUUAGAAGACUGGCCUGAGUCUAGUCGGCAGGAUAGCCUGAGUCUAGUGAAGACUGGCAACACAGAGUUCUUAUUCCGAAUCCAGGAUGUGCAGAUGAUGGAUAGAGGAUUCUACUCUUGUGAAGUGGCAGCAUGGACUAAGCCAGAUAGGAACAAUUGGGUAGAGAUGGCAAAAGGACAGUCAAAUAAAGUUCAGCUUAACUUUGAGCACUCAAGGCCAUCAUUUGAUCUUUUAAUAACUUCAGACACCACCAGUGUUUACCCCUGGGAAACAGUUAAAAUAGAUUGCAUUAUCAGUACAUUAGGAACUCCCAACACAGGCAAUGUUGCAUAUGAAAUACGAUGGUAUCAGUGUCAUUUAUGGGGAUCAAGAAACUUUGUUCAACUUGCCAGUAUAGAUCGCUGGGGUGUGGUGAGAAAAAGCCCUCGUAAUGACACUAGUGACUGCAGUCUGGAGCGUCUCAAAACCCAAAUAUUUACCCUCACUAUUCAUGGCACACAAGACAGUGAUGCUGGCGAGUAUUACUGCACUGCCACACCAUGGAUACGCUCAACCACAACAGAGGAUUGGAAAAAAGAACCAGAGAUCGUAUCCAGCAGAGUCUUUCUUAGUGUGAAAUUUGCAUUGUGGGAUUCAAUGAAAUUACCUUUGCUUUAUGGGACAGGUACAUCCCUCACUGUGGGUAUCUUUUCAGUCAUUCUGGGCCUUCUCUGUUCUCUGUGCUGCUGCAGAAAAACCACACAUACUCCUCACACUCGCCAGAAGCUCCUCAACUCACAGACUGAGUGACAUGUACAACCUAUCUGAAACAGAUGCUUGUCUGACUGUUCAGCAAAGUAGUAACAUGUAACUAUGAAGUAUGCUUCAUAGACAGAAGUCUGCAACAGAGGCUUUACUUUCUUUUCCACAUGUGGCCUCUGUUGAUAAGUGACAGUGGAACCAGUGAAGAUACCAAAGCAGAAAUUGUAACAAUGGGAUUUAUUUUAUAUUUAUUGUGAAUUUCUGCAAAAAAAAGUAACAUCAUCUUAAUUAAAAAUAUAAUAUUAGAUUUUGCUUCAUUCUUCUGUUCACUGAAUUUAGUUCCAGUGGACUUACUGAGUACUAACAAGAAAUAACCAGUGCAACCUCUUGCACCAAUUAACAUGUUUGAGAGGCACAUACUGUACAAACAGUAUCUCACAAAAGUAAGUACACCCCUCACAUUUCAGCAACCAUUUUAAUAUAUCUUCUCAAGGGACAAUACUAUAGAAUUGAAACUUUGAAAUACUUUAAAGUAGUCAAUGUGCAGUUUGUAUAGCAGUACAGAUUUACUGUCCUCCUUGUUGCUGGGAUCCUCUUCCACUCCUCCAUAAUGACAUCACGGAGCUGCUGGAUGUUAGACACAUAUCACUUAUCCACCUUCUGCUUGUGGAUCCCAAAAGGUGCUCAGUAGGGUUCAGGUCUGGAGACAUACUUGGCCACUCAAUCACCAUCAGCUUCCUUAGUAUGGCAGUUGUCAUCUUGUGGUCUGUUUGGGGUCAUUAUUAUAUUGGAAAACGAUUGUCCGGCCCAGUUCUGAAGGAAGGGCUUCAUGUUCUGCUUCAGAACGUCACAGUACAUGUUGGAAUCCAUGUUUCCCUCGAUAAACCGCAGCUCCCCAGUACCAGCAGCACUCAUGCAGCCCCAGACUAUGAUGCUACCACCACCAUGUUUGA